GGCCAGGCCGCCGUGGAGCCGGGUGGGACGCGGGAGCUGCAAGGCCAGAGAACGAGCGCGGCGACGAAGAGCGCGAGGAAGGCGCUAAGCGGGGACGCGGGAGCGACUCGCUCGGCCAUCCGCCCCGGGGCUGGCGGCCAGGCCCGAGCAAUCGGUGGCCGAGCGGCGCGGGCGGGGCCUCGUUGGAACGGAGCCCAGCCUAGGCCGCCAGGUGCGAGAGGCUCACCUGAGCGCUGCCCAGGCGGUCCGCCAGGGCCUGCGGCCGCUGUCCCCAACAGCCCUCCACCCCUAGGCGGCCUGGACUGAGUCGUGCAGCUGAGUGGAGUGCGGGCCGUCGGGCCCGCACCUGUCAGAUCCGCAUAUGCCCUUGUUGCGCCCUCACCUGUCACGCCCUCACCUUUCAGACCUGCAGGCGCACCUACCGUGCCCACCACUUGCCUUGACCCGUACCUGCUGCUCUGUACCUGCCACAUAUGCCCUGUCGGACUCGCACCUCCCACACCAGUCGCUUCCCUGGAGUCCCAAGUGCAGCGCCUGGACCCGCCGACGUGUGGCUUUCCGCAGAGCCCCUUUGCCUCAUUCGCGCAGAUACUUCUUUUGUAAUUCAAACAGAACUGAAAACUGAAAGUGUAAGAGAAAGUGCUGGAGAAACUUCUGCCCCUGUUUGUGACUUGGAUCUUCUCUAUUAGGAAGAAGCACCCAGACAAGUAAUUUUGCUGUAGAAAUUCACAAAAAAAAAUUGAAAUGUCAGAUUCCACACCAUUUGCGAUGAGACUGGUUCAUCUGGACCUUAAAGGAGCACCGCCAAAGGUCUCGUACCUCUCAAAGGUCUUUCCUCUGUUCCGUGCACUAGGUGCUAAUGGCCUCCUCGUGGAGUAUGAAGACAUGUUUCCCUAUGAGGGUCCCCUGAGGCUGCUGCGGGCCAAGCAUGCCUACAGCCCCUCUGAAAUCAAAGAGAUUCUGCGUCUGGCUAGGAUGAAUGAGCUGGAGGUGGUUCCCUUGGUUCAGACAUUUGGACACAUGGAGUUUGUGCUGAAGCACUUGGCCUUCGCCCACCUCCGGGAAGUGGCGUCCUUCCCCAAUACCCUGAACCCCCACGAGGCAGAGUCUCUGGCCCUGGUAGGAGCCAUGAUCGACCAGGUCCUGGAGCAGCACCCAGGUACUCGGCGGCUCCACAUUGGGUGUGAUGAGGUCUAUUACCUGGGAGAAGGAGAGGCCUCAAGACAAUGGCUGCAGCAGGAGCAGAACAGCAAGGUGAAGCUGUGUCUGUCCCACAUAAGGGCAGUGGCUAGCCAUGUGCUGACCUGGCACCCCUGCACGACGCCCCUAGUGUGGGAUGACAUGCUGCGGGACAUGCCCCAGGACCAGCUCACAGCAUCUGGGGUACCAGAGCUGGUGGAGCCAGUGCUCUGGGACUACGCGGCUGACCUGGACGUGCACGGCAAGGUGCUCCUCAUGCACAAGUAUCAGGAGUGUGGCUUCCAGCGGCUGUGGGCUGCCAGUGCCUACAAGGGUGCUACAGGGCCCAGCCAGGCUCUGCCCCCAGUUGAGCACCACCUCAGGAACCACGAGUGCUGGCUGCAGGUGGCAGGCGGUGGGCCAGCAGGCUUGCUGCAGGGCAUUGUCCUGACUGGCUGGCAGAGGCACGACCACUUCUCCGUGUUGUGUGAGCUGCUCCCCGUGGGGGUCCCGUCGUUGGCGGCCUGUCUGCAGCUGCUCCUCCAUGGAGGAUUCUCUGAAGAUGUCAAAUCAAGAGUGGAGAACAUUCUUGGGGUUUCAAGUGUGGAAACAGCCAGCCCAGUAAGCGAGGGGGCCAGCUCCUUCCCUGGCAGUGACAUCCUCAGCCUUGUCACACACUUCAGCCUGCAUCUGCGCAGCUCCGUGGAUGCACUGCUGGAGAGGAACAGGUACGUGACCGGCUGGUUUGGCCCCUACCAUCGCAGGCGGAAGCUCAUCCACCCCGUCAUGGUCCAGCAUAUCCAGCCCGAGGCUCUCAGCCUCCUGGCCCGGUGGAGCCCCCUUGUGCGGGAACUGGAGGCUGCCCUUCACCAGGCCUUCUACCCAGACGCAGUUGAGGAGUGGCUGGAGGAGAACGUGCUCCCGAGUGUGCAGCGGCUGCAGGUGCUGCUGCAGGACCUCAGCGAGGCAGCUGCCAACACUAACCCGCCUGCUGGCCCCAGCUGGGACACCUGUCAGGAUCCCUGAGGGGAGUGAUAUGUGCGUGGGCAUCUGUGCAGGGUCCAGCAGCUCCUAUGGUGCAGUAAUCAUUGGGAAAGAGAAAAUACUGAAGGGAAAAGCAUGUGGGACCUGUUCUAUGA
This is a messenger RNA of Otolemur garnettii (small-eared galago), 2318 nucleotides long. RefSeq names its product hexosaminidase D (gene HEXD). NCBI's taxonomy places the organism in Eukaryota, Metazoa, Chordata, Mammalia, Primates, Galagidae. The coding region runs from base 745 to 2205 and encodes 486 amino acids. Gene Ontology annotation, biological process: carbohydrate metabolic process. The transcript has 13 exons. Gene Ontology annotation, molecular function: hexosaminidase activity. The record is from RefSeq and is a predicted model, not a curated record.